Messenger RNA from Cryptomeria japonica (Japanese cedar), 2170 nucleotides. RefSeq lists its product as uncharacterized. The transcript has 11 exons. The record is from RefSeq and is a predicted model, not a curated record. Gene Ontology annotation, molecular function: RNA binding; methyltransferase activity. Bases 686 to 1861 code for a protein of 391 amino acids. NCBI's taxonomy places the organism in Eukaryota, Viridiplantae, Streptophyta, Pinopsida, Cupressales, Cupressaceae.
CACAUCGUUUUUACGCAGUUCAUCUCCGCACGUUCCUUGUCGUAGAUUUUCUUUCAUUUUAGAUUCAGCUCGUUGCUUUUCUUCUGCUAUGGGGAGCACUGCGAUUGGAGACGUGGCUGCCACUCAUCCAGGUUUAUGAAUGCAUUAGGGACAACUUGUGAGCUUAUUUGAGGAGUAUUGAAGGACAAGUCAAGCGCUGAUUCAAUGUGCUCAAGAACAAGUCAGCCUAAGGCAUUUGAUUCAUGUUUUGAAGUUGGCAGUGCAGGAGGCUUAUUCACAUUCCGGAGGUCAGAAGUGUUCAACAUUGCUUUUCGUUUGGUUCAGUUUGGCCUUCGUUUGACUCAGUUCUACAUACUAUUUAUAAUUAUUAACAUCUAUUACAAGGGCUGUAUGGCUGGGUUUUCUCAGUCUUCAUUUGCAGUAGGUGGCGAAUUGUAUGUAGGGAACAAUUUUGGGUAAGGAGUCCACCAAAAAUUCAAAGAAACUCAGGAAGAGAGGUGGCCAGAAUAGGGGGAAACUCCAGUAUCAAAAGCACGAAGAAGUUCCAUUAAUUCUAGAGGAUAUCAAUCAUUUUGAAGUUGCUUUUUGCCAGGAGAUUAUUGAGGAGAAAUCUGAUCAUCAACCGGGCCUAGCAAAGGUAGUGUUGAAGAAAGGAAAGGCGAAGGUCUUUCAGGAUGGAAGUCCCAUGGUAUACAGUGGAGCAGUAGAUAGAAUAGUUGGACGACCAUCCCCAAGGACAGGUGAUAUUGUGUUAGUUACUAAUGAAUCAGAGAAACCUUUUGCAUGGGGUAUUUACAAUUCGGUCUCCAUGUUUUGUGUCCGCCUGAUGCAGAUGGAAGAGGAUUCUAGUAGAGAUCCCUCAAGCAUACUUGACAUGGAAAAAUUACUUCAGUUGAGGAUGAACAAUGCACUAGACAUGCGCAGGCGUCUUGGACUUCCUCGAUCAGAUACAAAUGCAUAUCGUCUUGUGAACAGUGAAGGAGAUAGGUUGUCUGGGCUCAUUGUGGAUGUGUUUAGUAAUCAUGCUGUUAUUGCCUCAUCUGCGGCAUGGGUUGAAAAAUAUCGGUCUAUGAUAGAGCUACUUGUGAGGGAACUCCUUGAAAUUGAUGAUAUAAAAUGGAGACCCUCUAUUGAAAUAUUGAAGGAGGAAGGAUUAAAUAUAAAUCUUGAGUAUCAGAAGCCAAUCUCUGCAGAAAACAGAGUGAAGGUAACUGUGUUUCAGGUCAUGGAGAAUGGCAUCCAUUACAUUGUUUCAAUGGAAGGUCAAAAGACAGGGUUUUAUGCAGAUCAGCGUGAUAAUCGACUUUUGGUGGGUUCACUUUCGAAGGAUAGGACAGUUCUUGAUCUGUUCUGUUACAGUGGAGGUUUUGCACUCAAUGCUGCUUUUGGAGGUGCUGUUCAUGUUACUGGUAUUGAUUCUUCAUCACCUGCUUUGAAGCUUGCAGAGGAAAAUUACAAACUAAACAAUUUUGACUCUAGCAGAAUCUCUUUUUUGAAGGAAGAUGCAACUGAUUUUAUGAAAGUAGCACUUUCAGAUGGAAAAUCUUGGGAUUUGAUUAUCUUGGAUCCACCAAAAUUAGCACCAAGUCGCAAGGUUUUACAACGUGCAGCUAAUAAGUACCAUAAUUUAAAUGGUCUAGCAAUGCGUCUAACCAAAAAAGGUGGCUUGCUUAUGACUUGUUCUUGUUCAGCAGCAAUGACUCAAAGUGGAUCAUUUUUAAGUAUUUUGCAGAGAGCAGCUUCUUCUGUAGGUAGAAGAAUUACAGUGCUUCGGAAAGCUGGAGCUGCUGCAGAUCAUCCCAUUGAUCCAUCAUAUCCAGAAGGCGAAUAUCUUACUAAUGUUUUACUUAGAGUACUUUAAGCAGCUAACAUGUUCCUUUUCAUUUUCCAAAAUUGUUUUGUGUGAUAUCAUUCAAUCAUUGAUCCUGUUUCUUUGAAAAAUAUUGCUUGAUGCUUGGCAUCACAUCUUCUUUGAAAAGUUUACGAUGGUAAUAUAUUUUGAAUUCAAAUGGUGAGCCUCUUCAAAGGUCAGACAAAAUUCUAACUCUAACUCUGUUAGAAUGUUGGAAGCCAAAAUAUUGUACAUGCUGAGCUAGCUAGUCUUUUGAAAAUAAACUCAAAGUUUGAGGAUUUUGCAUUCUAUAAUAUUCUAUGUUUGGUAUUUUAGAUU